GCUGCCCGGCCGUAGGUGCCCGGCGUAGCGAGGUUCAGGCCGAGCAGCCGUUGCGAGGAACGCAGUCGUGGCCAUGAAGGAAGAGAAGGAGCAUAGGCCUAAGGAGAAGCGAGUAACCCUGUUAACGCCCCCGGGGGCCACAGGUAGUGGCGGUGGGACUUCGGGGGACAGCGCCAAAGGGGAAGAUAAGCAGGAUCGCAAUAAGGAGAAGAAAGAGGCGCUGAGCAAGGUGGUAAUUCGAAGAUUACCUCCCACUUUGACCAAGGAGCAGCUUCAGGAACAUCUUCAACCUAUGCCUGAACAUGAUUAUUUUGAGUUUUUUUCUAAUGAUACUAGUCUGUAUCCUCAUAUGUAUGCCAGAGCAUACAUCAACUUUAAAAACCAGGAGGACAUUAUUUUGUUCAGGGAUCGCUUUGAUGGUUAUGUAUUCCUUGACAAUAAAGGUCAGGAAUAUCCUGCUAUAGUAGAAUUUGCACCUUUUCAAAAAGCUGCAAAAAAGAAGACUAAGAAAAGAGAUACCAAAGUUGGGACUAUCGAUGAUGAUCCAGAAUAUAGAAAGUUUUUGGAAAGUUAUGCCACAGAUAAUGAGAAAAUGACAUCUACUCCAGAGACACUGCUAGAGGAAAUAGAAGCAAAAAAUAGAGAAUUAAUAGCUAAAAAGACAACCCCACUUUUGAGCUUCCUGAAAAACAAGCAGAGAAUGAGAGAAGAAAAGAGAGAAGAAAGGAGGAGGCGAGAAAUAGAAAGAAAAAGACAAAGAGAAGAAGAGAGGAGAAAAUGGAAAGAAGAAGAGAAACGAAAAAGGAAAGAUAUAGAAAAACUAAAGAAGGUAGACAGAGUUCCAGAAAGGGACAAUAAAUUAAAGGAUGAACCAAAGAUUAAGGUACACAGGUUUCUGUUACAAGCUGUGAAUCAGAAAAAUCUGCUGAAGAAGCCAGAAAAAGGAGAUGAAAAAGAGUUGGACAAAAGAGAAAAACCUAAGAAAUUGGACAAAGAGAAUCUGAAUGAUGAAAGAGCCAGUGGGCAAAGUUGUACAUUGCCCAAGCGAUCUGAUAGCGAACUUAAAGAUGAGAAGCCAAAGAGAGCUGAAGAUGACAGUGGCAGAGACUACAGGGAGAGAGAACGGGAUUAUGAACGAGAUCAGGAGCGCAUACUUCGAGAAAGGGAGAGGCUGAAGCGGCAAGAAGAAGAGCGCCGUAGGCAGAAGGAGCGUUAUGAGAAAGACAAGGCUUUUAAAAGAAAAGAAGAAGAAAUGAAAAAAGAGAAAGAAGCACUUCGGGAUAAAGGAAAGAAGAAUGAAAGUACGGAAUCAUUAGGCAGCUCAGAAAAAGCAGAAAAGAAAGAGGAAGUGGUUAAGAGAGAUCGCAUAAGAAACAAGGAUCGCCCAGCAAUGCAGCUUUACCAACCGGGAGCUCGAAGCCGAAAUCGACUCUGUCCCCCUGAUGACUGCACCAAGUCUGGAGAUUCAGCAGUAGAAAAAAAGCAGGAAAGUGGUAUUAGCCAUAGAAAAGAAGGAGGAGAGGAGUGAUAAGUCCAAAUGGCCUUAGGUGUCCUGACUGUCUCGGCAGCCAAAGAGCAAGUGUUAAGCAAUCCAGAAAUGCCUUCAGGGCAAAGGAAUAGAGAGAAAGAAAGGGAGUCGCUGCGCUGGUGGGGUACACUGCAGAGGAGUAUGUUUUGCGUCAAAGCAGGAAUCUGAUCGCAGGUUUAGAAUUGGAAGUACAAUUUCAUUGUUUUUGAAAUUUCUAAAAAUUAAUUUUAACAUGUCAGAAAAAGAUGAUGGCGAGGACAUGCAUUACAAUUUGCAGGAGAGAUGCAGCUGAAUUUUUGAAGGAAAAAAAUUU
Propithecus coquereli (Coquerel's sifaka) is the source of this 1841-nucleotide messenger RNA. It is a transcript of the gene UPF3B, whose product is annotated as UPF3 regulator of nonsense transcripts homolog B (yeast). Gene Ontology annotation, molecular function: mRNA binding. Gene Ontology annotation, biological process: nuclear-transcribed mRNA catabolic process, nonsense-mediated decay; positive regulation of translation. The coding region runs from base 74 to 1528 and encodes 484 amino acids. NCBI's taxonomy places the organism in Eukaryota, Metazoa, Chordata, Mammalia, Primates, Indriidae. The record is from RefSeq and is a predicted model, not a curated record. The transcript is spliced from 11 exons. Gene Ontology annotation, cellular component: nucleolus; cytoplasm.